CAUCUGGGUACCUUGAAUUUUCAAUCUUGUCCUUGUUUCAUUGUAGAAUUUUGAGCCUUUCUAUUCAACGAGGCUUUACUGUUAUCCAAUCCGGGUUUUAUCCGGUUCUAUUGGUGGAAUUUGUAUUCUGUCAAUGGGCGCUCUGGAUGAGGGGCAUUUUGCUGGAGAGCUUGAAAAUGGAGUGAAGUUAGGAUCUUUGGAGGUGGAUUUGAAGGACGAAUCGGAGACUACUGUCGAAAUCGAGGAUGCUGUGAAGGUUCUGUUGCAGGGUCUGGGGGAGGAUUCCAAUAGGGAAGGUCUUAAGAAGACUCCGCUUCGUGUUGCCAAGGCCCUUCGUGAAGGAACAAGAGGUUACAGGCAAAAGGUAAAAGAUAUUGUUCAAGGUGCCUUGUUUCCAGAAGCUGGUUUGGAUAGUGGAGUAGGCCAAGCAGGAGGAGCAGGUGGGCUUGUAGUUGUUCGAGACCUUGAACUCUUCUCAUACUGUGAGUCAUGCUUGCUCCCAUUCCAGGUUCAGUGCCAUGUUGGAUAUGUCCCAUCAGGGCAACGAGUGCUGGGCCUAAGCAAGCUUUCCAGGGUAGCUGAUGUGUUUGCAAAGAGACUUCAAGACCCACAGCGUCUGGCAGAUGAAGUCUGUUCAGCUUUGCAAAAUGGAAUCAAUCCAGCUGGUGUUGCAGUUGUUCUUCAAUGUUGGCAUAUUCAGUUCCCAGAAGUAGGACGAAGCUGUUGUGACCAAAGUCACCAGCCUACUAAAAUGGGCAUGCAAGGUUGGGUGAGGGCCUUUGUUUAUUCUGGUUCUGGAGUUUUUGAAAAUGAAAAAGGAGAUGUUUGGGGUGAUCUUUUGGCUCUUUUAAAGUUGAGAGGUAUAAAUAUGGAGAAAACCCAAAACCGAACCUCUGGCAGCCUCUGUUGGUGCCCUUCCAGAUCACUGGAUGUGCCAGUCUUUAACGGGCACGCAAGUGCAAGGAACUGCUGCAAGGUUUCCUCCAAAGCAGGACCUUCCCAGUCUGCCAUGAUCUCUGCUGUCGCUGCAAUUCUUCACUCUUUGGGUGAAGACCCAUCACGGAAAGAGCUUGUUGGCACGCCCCUUCGUUUCGUGCAGUGGCUGAUAAACUUUAAGAAAUCUAACUUAGAGAUUAAUCUCAACGGUUUCACUUCAGCUAAACCCACUAUGCAUCAGGAAAAUGGAAAUGCCAGCUGCAAUCAAGAUGAAAUGCAGUCUGAGCUUAACAUCCCAUUCUGGUCACAGUGUGAGCAUCAUCUCCUGCCUUUUCAUGGUGUGGUGCACAUAGGGUACCUCCAUGCCAGUGGCGACAGGCCAAUUGAGAGAUCCAUUUUGGAAUCAAUAGUACAUUUUUAUGGUUGCAAACUCCAAGUACAGGAAAGGCUUACGAGGCAGAUUGCUGAAACAGUUUCUUCAGCAUUUGGGGCAGAAGUGAUGGUGGUUGUGGAAGCCAACCACAUUUGCAUGGUCUCCAGAGGAAUUGAAAAGGUUGGAAGUAGUACAGCCACAAUUGCUGUACUCGGUAGAUUUUCAACCGAUCCCACAGCAAAGGCAAUGUUUCUACAUUCUGUUUCAGAAAGUUCUGCUUCUGCAGAAAGAUGAAUUCAUAGCUCCUUCUCCUUCCAUGUUUCUUAACGAUAUUUUUUUUCCUUGAAUUGUUUUCUGUUUUUUUUUUCCAAUACUUUUUUCUUUUCAUUAUUCCUUCUCUUCUUUUUUUCUCUUCCUAUGUUUUUGCUGUCCGCAAUGAUGAUGUGGGCAUGUCAAGAAUAAGCCAUAAGCAAGAUCCUGUUAUUGAAGAAUGGAGGCAGAAACCCUGGUUUUGUUCAAAAUUGAUGUUGGCGGCACAUGAUUACCAUCCAGUAACUGAAGUCAACCUGAGUAUGACAGCUGAAGAUCCAUUUGGUUCAAGCCUUUUUUCAUGUAUCUUAUACUUGUAGCACAAAAGCUCACAAAUGAGAGUUAUACAGAAAGUUUUGUUUAAUGGGUU
Telopea speciosissima is the source of this 1988-nucleotide messenger RNA. RefSeq names its product GTP cyclohydrolase 1-like. The record is from RefSeq and is a predicted model, not a curated record. Gene Ontology annotation, cellular component: cytoplasm. The transcript has 2 exons. NCBI's taxonomy places the organism in Eukaryota, Viridiplantae, Streptophyta, Magnoliopsida, Proteales, Proteaceae. The coding region runs from base 134 to 1603 and encodes 489 amino acids. Gene Ontology annotation, molecular function: GTP cyclohydrolase I activity; zinc ion binding; GTP binding. Gene Ontology annotation, biological process: tetrahydrobiopterin biosynthetic process; tetrahydrofolate biosynthetic process.